CAUGUUCUGCAUUUAUUUAUUGCGCUUUACAUUGAUAGAUAUAUGUUUGUGCUGAUGGGGAUGUUCCUUCCACGACAGUAAUUUAUUUUGUACAUGCUUUUCUGUUUUUGUAAACGACUACAACGUGGAAGCAGUGUUCUUUCGCAGAUGCGGUGAUGGCAUUUUAGAUAAGUUGCCAUCUUCAUCAUCUAGGCAGGUUUUGUGUGGCGUGAAGACAUUGAAGACAUAUUGCUCAGUCAUGCCAAAGGUGCAGAAGAAAAUUAUAUUUUGUCUGGCUGGCACGUUAAGCUUUGUUUGUGCCCUCGGAAUCGCAGCAGUCCUUGGAACCCAGCUGUGGAUCAAAGCGACGAUUCUCUGUAAAACUGGAGCCUUGUUAGUCAACGCUACCGGGGAUGAGCUCGAGAAGUUUAUUGGGGAAAUCCAGUAUGGCUUGUUCUAUGGACAGAGAGUCAAGCAGUGUGGGCUCGGAGGGAGACCAACAAAGUUUUCAUUUUUUCCAGAUCUGCUGAGUGUUAUACCUGCCAGCGUACAUGUAAGUGUUGUCAUCUUCACCACAGCACUUAUCAUCUUUGCUCUGGUGGGAACCGGUUUCUUCAUGUUCAAUGCCUUUGGAAACCCAUAUGAGACUUUCCAUGGUCCUGUAGGAUUGUAUUUCUGGAGCUUCCUGUCAUCUUCCUGCGGCAGUCUUGUUUUGAUCCUCUUCUCUUCGGAAGUCAAAAUGCACAAUCUGACAGAGAAAAUUGCAAAUUAUAAAGAAGGAGGGUUUAUAUUCAAAACUCAGAGCGAGCAUUUUGAGAACUCAUUCUGGAUCGUUCUGGUUUGCACACUUGUGCACGUCUUAAAUAUCUUUCUAAUUCGAUUGGCUGGAUUUGAUUUUCCUUUUACUAAAUCUAAAGAUCUUGAUACAAGUUCUGGGGCAAUUGACCUAAUGUAUUAAGAUUACAGAGUACGGAACAUGAACAUUUAGAGAGGGCAAGCAAUAUUUGCUUGCCACUUGAAAAGGAGCACUAAUGUGGUAGUAUUCUUUAAAGAAGCAGGCUGAAACUCUCGGGUGAGGUGGCAGGUCUUGCCUAGUAGC
Messenger RNA from Spea bombifrons (plains spadefoot toad), 1078 nucleotides. RefSeq names its product clarin 1 (gene CLRN1). The transcript is spliced from 3 exons. The record is from RefSeq and is a predicted model, not a curated record. Gene Ontology annotation, biological process: equilibrioception; sensory perception of sound. The coding region runs from base 239 to 937 and encodes 232 amino acids. NCBI's taxonomy places the organism in Eukaryota, Metazoa, Chordata, Amphibia, Anura, Pelobatidae.